AUGCUACCAAUGACAGGACGUUGGCCAAUCGGAAUGAGAAUAGCUGCAGCUGUUCCCAUGGCAAUAUUUGACAUCACAAAUGACUCAACUCUGCUACCAGGAUAUAAUAUUACGUACAACAUCGUAGACAGCUCGUGUGAACCCGAGAAAGGUCUUCGCGGGAUGGUCGCGUUUAAAACAGCUGAUUUGUUUAUUGGGCCCGCGUGCUCUGUAGUGGCGGAACCAACGGCACUACUAGCAAAAAUAUGGAACAAGCCUAUUGUAACUUAUGCUGCAUCCUCAAAUAAAUUCAUCAAUAAAUAUAUUUACAGCACGCUAAGUACAAUCACUGCUUAUGCUCGAAGAAGUGAGAAAUAUACUCCAAAGCUUGUGCUUCAGAUCCUGAAAGAGUUCGACUGGAAUAUUCUGGCCAUCGUAAGUUCAUCUGAAGUGGAAUGGAAAACAAUGGCUGAAAAAAUUAGAGCCACCAUUGAGCCUAAUGCAAAAGUUUCUAUGUUUGAAAAUUACGAUAAUAAAUAUCCACAGUUUGAGAGAAUCUUGCAGAAGGGAAAAGAAGUGUCACGGGGUAAGUGCCCGCGAAGCUUGCGUGCAGACGUCUCCUAUUUCCUUUGCGGCACGCGUAAAACAAAAGAAAUAGGAGACGUCUGAUCUGCACACAGGCAGGAGCCCAUAACCCGGAGUGUGCAACUCCCAUACUUUACCUAUGCAGCGGCGUUAUCACAGAUCAAGUUAUUUUUAGCAUCAUUUUUUUAGCACUUUUUCCCGCGAAAAUUAAAGCACCGUGCUGUAUACGUGCGCAUCCAUAGUACGAUUAUUAGGUAAAUGCUAUCAAAACACUAGAAAUACUUUAGUCUAGUUCCCGAUUUUUGAUGACUCAUUUGUAAGACUUAUUCGGUAUUCAAAAUUCGCGGGAAAAUCGAUCUAAAAAUAAAAUGGUCUGGGAAGAUGCCGUUGCAUGGGCAGGCAAUGGGCACAAGGAAGUUGCUCGCUUCGCCUGGGUUAUGGGUUCUAGUGCCAACGUAAUAUUCAUCUAACGCUGCUAAAGCUACCACUAAGAAAUUGCAAUUAUAAAGAUACAUAUUAUUUGAAAGGGCUUGUUUGUCUCAUGGUAAAGAUAAAAUAGACAACAGUUACCACGAAGUAUAUUACGAUUAACAUUGAAGGCAAGUCUGAUCGGACAGCUAAGGUUUACAAACUUAUUUGCCCAACAUUUCGACUAGACAAAACUAGUCUUCAUAAGGGGCUCGAAAGGCUAAGUAUUGCAAUCAUCUGAUAACUUAUAUUUAGGGGCAGGGAUACAGCCAGUGUUCCCGCAUCAUGUCUAGCCUGUUACAGGCGUUCCGGCCGAUUGGUGUACCCUUCAACGUAGGCGUUAUUUUGGCUCGUCACGCAAUACUAAGAACGUCUGCGUGAGAGGCUAAAGAUAAAGAAAACAGUGCAAUGAAAAGUGAGUACUAACAGAGGAAAAUGUGACAGCGAGAGGACACUCCAUUUCGCGCUACUUCACGAUCUGAACGACCUGAACAGGCUACAUCAGUGUCCCCGUGAGUGCCUAUUACCGAUUGGAUGGAUUGAACGUCUGGGUAAUUCUGCCUCCUAGCUAGUCACUGACGCACCAAUUCCAACUCGUCAGAUUUCAUGGAAUAUGUGGCAGGGAGAAAAUGUUUUCCCCUCGAAGGUUCUUCCAUAGCAGCGGUAAUGUAACACGAGGGAACGUGUUCCUGCAACACGUCCCGUCUCACAACCCUUGCACAUAUAAAUUCUCUGUGUCGUUAAAGAACCCACGCACUGUUCGUAAGGAGUAGGGGACAUAGUCCGCGGUGUGGUGAUCUAUCUCUCGUGUGGGAAGGGACUGUUACGGGCCCGCGUAGUGGCGCCACGCACUAUUGCGGUGACCCUGACAAGAGCUGGCGAACCUAAGUAAAUAAAUAAACAAAUGCCCUUGCUUCACGCUACUGCAACAUUUCCUCCUGAGUUUAGAUGGGUAGAUUUCAAUACAAUAAUUUUUACGAAAUAAAAUAGAAACAGCUUUAUUAAGAGUUAUAUUCCAGUUAAUACGAAGACAGAAUGAUGAGACAAAAGGACCCGCUGUAGUAAAAAUCCUAGCUUUUUAUUCAAAGCAUUUCUCGCUCGCGAUGGCGGGCCUUAUUUUUUUUGCUUUUGAAUAUUUACGGGACCUUCUUCAUUUCUUUUCCAGUUUUUCUUAUCCUCUGUUACAUAAAUGAAGUUCUUGACAUCAUGAAAACAGCUGAACGGUUGGGUAUGACUAAAGGAGAUUAUGCUUUUAUAACACUUGAUUUGAAUACCGACAUGUUUUAUAAAGACGGUCAAUGGUCUGGAAACGAAGGGAAAGGCUCUAAUUUCCCAACUGAGCUCAACGGCAUAAUAGACCUUAGCGUUUACCGUCCUGAGAUUUAUGAAGAGUUUAAAAUGAGGUACAACACGAUGAAAAACACUCUCGAUCCUUUCAUCAUAUCAAAAUUAUAUCCCAAGGUAAGAACCAGAUAGUUUUAGCUUUGUAAUUUUACUUUGCAUGUUAGUUGCGCCUGCUAUCAGAUUGUAUAUGUACUAGCUGACUGGUUGACCUAUUAACUAAUUGACUGAUUUACUAACUGACUAACUAAAUGAAUGAAUGAAUGAACGAACUAACGAACGAACGAACGAACGAACGAACGAAAGAACGAAAGAACGAAGGAAGGAAGGAAGGAAGGAAGGAAGGAAGGAAGGAAGGAAGGAAGGAAGGAAGGAAUGAAUGAAUGAAUGAAUGAAUGAAUGAAUGAAUGAAUGAAUGAAUGAAUGAAUGAAUGAAUGAAUGAAUGAAUGAAUGAAUGAAUGAAUGAAUGAAUGAAUGAAUGAAUGAAUGAAUGAAUGAGUGAGUGAGUGAGUGAGUGAGUGAGUGAGUGAGUGAGUGAGUGAGUGAGUGAGUGAGUGAGUGAGUGAGUGAGUGAGUGAGUGAGGAGUGAGUGAGUGAGUGAGUGAGUGAGUGAGUGAGUGAGUGAGUGAGUGAGUGAAUGAAUGAAUGACUAACUGACUGACUGACUGACUGACUGACAUACUGACUGGCUAGCUGGCUGAUUGACUUUUGACUGACUGUCUGAUUGAUCAAUUGACUCGAAAGCAACUGAUUGGCUGGCUGACGUUUUGACUGGCCGACUAACUUUUGACUGAUUGACAACUGACUAACAGACUGAUCAUUAACUGACUCAUGCCUGACUAAGUGGCUGACUGACCGUUGGACUGACUGACUGCCCGGGUCAGGGGUGACUGACUGGCUGACUAAUUGGCUGAUUGAUUGACUGACGAGCUGAUUUACUUACUGACUGACUUAUUGAGUGACUCUCUGGCGAACUGAUAGACUGUGUGAUAAACUGAUAACUAUUGACUCGAUUAUCUCAUAGAAAGCAUUCAUUUAAUAAUUUCUUGUAUUUAAGAUCACUUUUGUCGACAGGUUUCUUGGUAUUCCUCGUUUCUGUAUGAUGCCGUCUACCUGUAUUCUCUGGCCGUAAAUGACACUUUAACCCACGGAUAUGACGUCACUAAUACAACUGAGAUUAUUGCACGCAUGUUUAAUAGACAUUUCUACGGUAAGUAAGCUGCAGCUAAAAGAAACUCCUUCUAAUGUAUAGAUUUUUGAAUGUGUCCUAGAUGUAUAGCAUUGAAAAUAGACUCGCUUGAAACAUGGAGUUUUUGUUCAUGGUUGUAUGUAUAUCUGACUUAACUUCAAUGUAACUCCAAUCUAAACUACGGUAACACCUACGAAUGGCACAAUGAUAAUGGGGCUCACAUUUGGCGUUUAUACUACCUUUUUGACGCCGGAGUUCGAUUCCCAGCUGAGUCAUCAGUCAGUCUUAAAAUAACUGAGGAGAACAAUUUCCCUGUCACUUUUAAACCUGUUUGACGCUUUUGCAGUAAGUCGUUUAAAUUGAAUGACUUAAAUGUCGUUCAAAAACUUUUUACCUUUAACAACCUCGCUCCCGCCACUUCGAUGAAAACUCGUGCUAGUGCGACUUGGUAGAACGAGUCGAGCACAAAUGAUUGGAAUUCAGGUCAAUUAAGCACUCAUGCGCGGAGUCAAAAGCGUAAGCACUGGGGUCGAGAAUGCUCCUUGUCGAAGUCGCACUCGCUGUCAAUACUAACAUUCUCUAGUCCAUUGUGUACUGUUAUGAGUUAUCGACGACGUAAAAUUAAGACCUUCGAAUUUAAAUUUACAUAAUUCUUCCUUCAUUUCAUUUCUUUAUAUUUGUAUCAGGAAAGUCAGGUCAUGUCUUUCUGGAAAAUGGCACCCGAGUUCCUCAGUUUGUCGUUGGUAACCUUCAAGAUGGCUCCUACCAGUUCAUCGGAAACAAAACCAAAAUAUUGCGUAACAGUACGGGACCGAUUUACCACCAGCUUCACCUAUUUGCCAAGUCAAAAAUCACGUGGCCUGGCGGGUCAAGUAAUGCACCCCUCAGUGAGCCUUUGUGUGGUUUUACAGGAGAGAAAUGUAGUGAGGAUAGCACAGGUGACUAUAGAGUAUUUUAAGGUUAUUGCACUCUAUAAUUGUUUUUUGUUAUUCAGAGAAAUUAUUAUACAAGGCCCCUUUCUAGUCAUUUUUCAUCUUGUUUCGACUGUUCCAAUCUCGUUUCUUAAGUCCCUUUUCUCCUUGUUUAGUGGUGGGGGAACAAGAAGAAAGAAGACUCAGCUGAGAACCAGAAUCAGAGGUGUUAUAGGAAGAAUCAAGAGUCCCAUUAUGACUCUUGGAAGAAUUUAAGAAGGCAUACGUACUCCCAGAGUCUCUUAAGCUUAACCGCUCUUUAAAGGGAAAUAAAAGAAGACUCGCAAUAGGCCAUGCAUAUGCGCAGUAAAUAACCGAAUGAUGACAACAAGAGCUCAUCACUCCCACAAGCAUCCCCGUUUCUAUGGCAUGGAAGUCACACCCUGGAUUUUAUCUUAAGACAAACUAAAAAUAAAUUAUAAGUCUCAAGUUUUGUUUCUGGUAUUUUCAGAUACUCUCGUUCUCAUUCUUGGCAUAGUUGGAGCUUGUCUUCUAGUUCUCAUCAUUUUUGUUCUCCUGAUCUGCGUAAGAAGACGCGCCAAAGGGAAAGAGAGUAUUCAUACAAAAUGGAUGAUAAACUACAACGAGAUUGCACCGGCAGAUGACACUGAAGACCAUCCCAUGGUUCUUAACAACCUGCAUCACGUGAGCUCAUCAGAGGGCCUGGUAGAGCCAGCAUACUUGUGGUUUUUUUUUAUUCAUUUAUUUAUUUAUUUUUAUUUCGCUUUUGUUUGUUUGUUUGUUUGGGUCUUUUCUGUCUGGAUUUUUGUAAUGCUUAUCUUUCUGGUAUACAGCUAUUUGAAUUAAUGUUGUCGUAAGCCUGCACGACAAAAGCCGGUUUUUAAAUAGAAUGUUUCGAUUAACAAAACAGUCGGAAAAUAAAGUGGUCCUUCGCCACUGUACGUCAAAGAAACUGUUUAAUAAAAAGAUUCGUUUCUUUGGUGAAUCCAAAAAGGGUAUUGCGCUUCUUUCUAAAAUCAAAAAUAAAUUUUAAACCUAAAGAAUGUACACUCCGAGUGGAUUUAUCAGAUUAACCCAAAUCAGGAAUUUUAAAUUCUUUGAGAACAGAGAUCCGAAGAAAAAACACCGACAAACAGUUUUCCUCCAAAACGCGAUGAGGCUACCACGUUCUCUUUCUUUCGCUAACAUUGCGAAAGGCAAGCUAUCAAAGAAUCCAUUCAAUGGAACAGCCAAUCUAUUUAUUUCCAUGUCCACUCUGAGUGAAUUUCCCGUGCUCAGCUAUAGUUUCACUGGUGGCGUCGCGAAAUGACGGCUGUUUUCUCAGGCUUGAUACGCGGGUUCCCCCGGUCAUUGACCCGACGGCUAUGCCAUGCUUAUGAGCCCUAAUAAGGGCGAAAAAGCAGUCCAUGGCUGCCACUGCCUGGGUGAUCUGGCUGUGUGCAUGCGUGAGGUAUUGGCCAGGCCAUGGGAUGGUGAAUGUGUGCCCCUUGCUUUACGUUUGUAAAAUAGAAGCUACGGUUAGUUUUAUUUCAACGUAUUAUCAAUAUCUUUUUUAGCGUAGUACCCAAGGCUCCGAGUUCAAUGUUCUGCCAUCUGCGUCUUCUGCAAGGCUUAUGAGUGAUGGUGGAUUUCUUCAGAGAAGACUUUCUAAGGGAAUUUAUCGAGUAAGUGCAAUGGCAAAAUCCUUACUAUGCCUGCUAACCUUUAUCAUGGAGGCAAGCAGAUAAGACAAUAUGGUGCACCUCCAGCUUCACUGGCUAAGGUUUAUACAACCAUUGUUCGUCCUGUUCUAGAAUAUGCUGCCCUUGUCUGGCAAAAUAUACCAGAUUUUCUAUCUUAUAAGAUUGAGAGCAUUCAGAAAAGAGCUAUGGGCAUCAUUUUUCCUUUAAUGAAUCACAACGAGGCAUUAAAUGCCCUUAAUUUAACAACUCUAAGUGACAGACGCGCCCAUCUAUGCCAGGUUUUUAUUGAUAGACUCCGGGAUGAGAAUCACCCCUUGCAUUUUAUGCUCCCCAAACAGGAGGAGGUUGUGCAUAAUUAUAAUCUUAGAUCUGGCAUUAGCCGCUCCACGCGUCCUACCUGUAGGACCAAGCGCACGCAAGAGUUUGUCACGCACAAGUAUACCUAGUGGCUUGUACAAUUAUAUUUUGUAGUAUUUAUUGGAUUUGUUAUCUUAUAUUUUAGUAUUAUAUGUUUUGUAAAUAGCUCUGUAAUUCAGCCAUUCUGUAUAUUGCUGCAAUGAGUCUUAAUAAACAGUCAUUAUUUAAUUGGGGCUGUUCUAUUUGGACAUCACGCACAGUGACUGAAACUUAGGGCCCGUUUACAUGUAGGUGGGGACCCAAGGUAGGUGAGGUAACCAGCUUAGGUGGGGUAGCCAGCCUGUCCAUAUAAUCUCUCAUUUUAAUUUGAUCACGUUUACAUGACCGGUGGGGUGAUCCGCCAAGGCGGGUAGCCGGUCUGGCAGACCGGGUAACCCUCUCAGCCGGGGUCAAAUUUUGCCAUGUAAAAGUUUCAAGGUGGGGUAACCCACAUAGUCGGGGUCGGAUUCGUGAUACAUCAAAUUCAAGCAAAAUUCACUUUGGCAGUGGCUUUGCAUCAUUAUUAUUGCCAGAGCAGCAAGUGAGUGUAGAAGAGCAUUCAAUACCAAAACAUGUGGUUUGCCAGCAUUUUUCUUGUUUACGAGCUUAGCGACCAUUCAAUAAUCUUGAGAAAGUGCACCCCAGGAUGGCGGAGUUGUAAGAUUGUAUGUAAAGGAGAGCUAUUUUUUUUUUACCCCACCUAAGCGGAUACCUCACCUACCUGGUGUUUCCCACCUCCAUGUAAACAGGCCCUUAGAAAUGCCGGUUUUAAAAUCACAUAAACUAAAAACAAAAGCUCUUACGGCAGAAAUGAGCUCCGAAGCCAAAGUUUGUAAUAGGAUUGUAUGUAGUAGGACAACAUUACUGUAAAGUGUGAUUACGUUUCUAUUUCUCCCAUUUAUCAGGGAAAAUCUGUUUUAGCGAAGAACGUUUCUGAAGGAAUAUCGCACCUGACAGAAAAUAUGAAGAUUGAAAUACGCCAGGUGAUGCUACUAAGUAUUUUCCUAAAUACUGAUGAGAAGCAGGAACUAGUAAGUGCCACCUUCCCCUCCCCCUUGUGGAAGCAGAUUGUAUCUUUGUACCGAUUCUCUGUUUUUUAUCUGUCUAUCAGCCGAGCUCUCUCUUGUCUCAUUCGUGUCACAGCUCAUGUGAUCUCUCGCGUGUAGAGGGUUCUUGCUUCCCUCCUCGUGUUGACUCUUGUUGCACAAGGCCAUUUUCAAAAUCCGCUCGCGUAUUUCCGUAGUUGCUCUAGCUGUAUAUAACGUCCUCGCAAUCCAUGAAACAAGCAUAUAUUUUGUAGGAAGUUACCGAGGAAUAAUGAGGCGAAUUUCAGGAAUUUUUCUUAAAGAAUUUUUCUUCAAAUGAUCCUAAGCUUUUUUGUUCGAGUUGUUGCAUAAGAUAGACUGAUUUUAUUUUUGUUCUUUCUGCUACAGGCAUGUGAAAUUCGGCACGUGAACCUUAACCCAUAUGUAGGAAUAUGUGCUGAGUUUCCCGAUGUAUUUAUCGUUUCUGAGUACUGUGCUAAAGGAAGCCUUCAGGUGAUGACUUUUUUCUUAGGUACCUCAUCAUAAUCAAAUGAGCCGUGCCUUUGUUUUCUCCUGUAAUACACUUUUGGUGUUAAAAAAAAAACCGAACAAAAACUCUCUCUUGUGCUUGAUCCAUGGGGUGAAAUUAAACUGAUUCUAGUCAUAAUUUUUGAUCCACUGUAAACUAAAGUUAUCCAGUCUUUGUAGUUUUUAGGAAUUUUUUCUUCACUCUUCUACACAUUUUUAAUUGCAGGAUAUUUUAUUAAAUGAAACUAUUAAGCUGGACUGGACUUUCAGGAUGUCAUUUGCUUCAGACAUCGCUCGAGUAAGUCUGCCCAUGCCCAGUUGACGAUAUCUUGGCUAGGUGUGACUGUGGCAUAAAGAACGGGAGAGCUUUUCUUUGAACCGUUACCAUCCCAUACAGCCAUUGUUGAUCAAGAUAAGAAAGUACGGAAAAUGCAACUGUAAAAAAAAAUGAGAUUAUAUACAAGAUAGUGGGGCUAUAAAAUUCGACACUUAAACUGUAAAGUACAUCUAUGCGUAUAUGUAUAACUUAAUUAGAAUCAGAUUGAUUGAUUGAUUUUUAGAUUUAAAAAGCUGGAGCUGGAAAGUGCCAAACCUCCCAAAUUUCAUUCUAUAAACGGUUUCGAGCAAAUACCACCAGAUAAAGUUCUAUCACAAGCAUUGGGUGAUUAAUCAUUAGAAUAUAAUUAAUAGAUUCAAAUUGCAAAUCUCAUGUAAACUGCAUAACGGAUGAUGAAACGAUUUUUUUUUUCUUAGGAAAAUGGUAGCAUUAGCCUUUCCCUUUCUGAAGCAUCUUUUUGCACAUGCAUUUUUUGGUUCGUCGUUCGUCCUUUUCCUUAAUUUUUGUUAUUAUUUCAUUUAUCUUUAUUGUCCUUGUAAGGCAAACUAUAAAUAUCUUGCUAUCAAGUUAUAUUUAGCGCAACAUCACGCCUUUAUCAAGGUCUGAUUUAUUUUUUAAACUCUUACUUUCUAAAUGUUCUUUUUUUUCCGUCUUCUUUCACUUCUUUUUUUUGUCGUUGUUUCUAAUUGUUUGAUUGUGAUUUUCCUUUUUGAAGGGGAUGGAAGAAUUACAUAAAAUCUCAAUAGGUUGCCAUGGUAACUUGAAGUCCACCAAUGUGCUGGUUGACAGUUAUUGGAUCUGUAAGGUGGCCGAUCACGGACUCCACAGUUUUAGAGAAAAUAAGCCAAUAACAGAGGAGAGAUUACAAUGUCAAUCUGGUACAUUGAUUUGUUUUUUAACUAGUCUGAAAUGACAGCCGUCUCCACCCCUUAACCCGUGGGGUCGCGAGAGAGGGAGACGUCCGAAUUUCCGAGAGUUAGACUGUCGCCCGGUGACGUCACACUAAUUUAUACAUUCGGCAUUGAUUUCGAUGUUUCUUCCCCGCGCCCCCUCUCCCCUCCUCCCACAAGUUAGGGGGUGGACACGGCUAACAUUUCCAACUAUUUAAGGUAUAAGCACAUUUUCUUCGUGACCAAGUUUAACGUCAGUAAUACUUAAAAUUUACCUUGAUCAUCGGUCACUUCUCUAAAUCACCCUUCCCCUGCUUCUCCUAAUCGUUAAUUCUACUUUAACAGCUUUGUUUUGGACUGCGCCUGAGCAUUUACGAAGUACCGCUGACAUUGGAAAGUCGCAGCCGGGAGACGUUUACAGUUAUGGGAUCAUGCUACAAGAGAUCGCACUAAGAGAAAAGCCUUUCUCUACCUCACUCCUUUGUACAAAAGGUAAAAGGCUCUAUAUAUGGAUUAUUAAGAAUAAUUUAGCAAGUUAAAGUUCCCCAUGCAACACAAAAAUAACGUUUUUAUAGCGUUAAGACGAUCUGGCUUGGAGAUUAGAUAAGAGAUGAGGAGUGAUUAAUUCUACCCGAGACGCCCGACUUUAUCGAUGGUCGAGUAUUCUUCAGGAUAUUUACAUUUAUAUCGUAUUCGACGAUUUGUUUCUCAAUUGAUUGAGUACGCAUGUAUAAAUAAACGAAAAUCAAGGGCCUCGAUUCGGGAGAAAUUACAUCAUUGCCAAAAUGCAAAAACGUGAUGAACAUGGCGCGUCAUUUCAGUCAUCGUCAAAAAUAGACCGAAUGCUUAUCACAAGACUCAAUUUGCAUGCAAUGAAAAUUUACAACAGCGGACCAGUUAGCCUCACCUUCGGAGUUUUUCUCAUUAACUGAAUUGUCCUUUUUUCGACCACCGAAAUAUUCAUUUGUUCCAAAGUAAUCAGCGCUUUCGAGCGAUAGAAUUCGUGGACGGACCCGUUCCGGAAAAGCUCGACAUCUUUCGCAUUAAUAUUUCCUCAGCUUUCUUCGCAAAACAUGCAUGGCGACCUAAUAUGUUGGCGGUUACGCCGUGAUUCUUAUCGCCUGUUUCCACGGUCUCCGCUAGGAAGGCCUGGGACUAUGAUUACCCGUUUGGCGCAUACACACGAAAAAAAAAACAAAGAACAGAAACACUUGCAUGUUUUAGAGUCUCGCUGCUAAAGCAAGCACGACUAAUCAGCCGUUCCAUCACAACCUUUUGCUUGGGUCUUGACAAACUGCGAGCCUGGGAGCCAUGCGAGUCACGCGAGGCAUCGGUAAAAAAAAGGGAAACACAAGUAAAAACUGCAAAUUUACAGAUGAGGAGUUGAGCACUCAUUAUACUGAUUAGGGUUAAGCACUCAUUGUACUGAUUUCAUUUUGGGUUAAGCGCUGUUUUUAGGGUUAAACACUUAUUUACAACGGUUAGCGUUCAGUUAAUGUUUUCCGUAUUACUGUUGUCGAUUUUUAUUGUUUUUCUUUUUCAAUGAUUCUUCUUUGGACUGCAUGGCUCGCAUGACUCGCUGGCUCGCAUUUUAUACACACUCGAUCUAGGUCAUAAUACAUCAAACGUAUUCUGUAGAGGUACUUUGCUAAUAUGGUUUGAGACUAUAUGGAGCCCUUCGAAAACAAAGAGAGCAGAAUUUAGAAAUGUCAGAAAAGUUAGGAUAUAAACAAAAUUUUGUCUCAGUUUGUGUGUUUUACCCUUUCCUUUUUAAUACUUUAUUAUUUUAUUUUGUCAGAAAUUCUUUAUUAUGUGCGAAAAGGCAUCCAACCGCACUGUAGGCCCCAGGUUCCCCCGGACAGCGCUCCGCGACCAUAUAUCGAUCUCAUGAAGAUUUGCUGGGAUGAAAGCCCUGAGAGAAGACCUACAUUCAGCGGGAUUCUUAAGAUUCUGAAAAAGAUCAACAACGGAAAGUAAGGAAAGCGCCAAUAAAUCCCUUUAAGGGUUUAAGGGCCGUUAAUGCCAGGGGGGAAUUCUAUACGAAAGGGGCGGGGAGGCGCGUUGGAAAUUUUGAAUUAUACCCUAAAGGAGACAAUCUGGGCGUGGCCCAAGCUUUGUUGACCCCUAAAAAACUUUGAUUACAUGAAUCGAGUAAAUAAAAUGAAUUGAAAAUAUAUAAUUUAUAUUGCUUCCGCGUACAACCCUAAAAGAGACCUUUGCGGCUAAAUAUAAUGGCGUUUUGCCCAGAACACCCUAAGUCAUUAAACCAAAUCAGAAAUUUGCAACCCUAAGCGAGACGACGAGCAUCCCCGCCCCUUUCAUAUGGGAGUCCCCCCGGCCGUUAAUGUAUUGUCGCAGAUGAGAGUAUAACAGUGUCACCACUGUCCUAUUUACGUGAAAUAUGAAGAGAUCGCCAUUUAUCUUUUAUUUUUUUUAUACUUUAAUCAGAGAGCUUAGAACUAGCAUUACUGCGCUUUUCACAAACAUGCGAAUGCUGAAUUUCAAAACCAACUGAUGAUUGCGUUUUUCGCUCACGUCAAUCAUCUUAACGGACCUCUUAGGAAACAAAACUUUAAGUUAACGGGUUCAAAAGGUCAUGGUUUUUGAUUUGUGAUUGGUGGAUUUCGAUCCAUUUUGUGUGUUUCUGUGUUUCAAGGUUCGUUGCCUGUGAUCGUAAUUAUGAUUGACGGCAGCGAAAACGCAAUUGUGAAGGCGGCUUUUGACCUUUAGAGUUCGCUUGUUUAUGAAAAGCGCAGUAACGUCUCUUUUCUGAUCAUCGAAAAAAAACAUUUUAGACAUCACUGACAUCGUGUAAUGAAGUGCAAAGGGUCAAGGGGUCCCUCCCUUAAAUAAGAAUUCUUUAUCUUAAUUUUUAAGCAGUAUACAGCUCUUUGUAAUUUCGUUUCUGAACAACACUUCGAACUUGAACUCAGUUUACAUUUCUUUCAGUAAAAGAAACAUCCUCAUUUUAUCAAUUUCAGGACAAUCUCAGUAAUAGACAACAUGCUGUCGAUGAUGGAAAAAUACACCAACAAUCUGGAGUCCCUCGUAAAUGAACGAACAAAGCAACUGCAAUGCGAGAAAACCAAGACAGACGAACUUCUUCACAAGAUGUUACCAAGGUAAACCGACCAUUGUAAGCCAGGUGCAACCCCGAGGGGUCCCCCUCUUGGGUACUCAUGCCUCUCCUUCCUCUCUUUGUCCAAUUAAACUUGCCCCUUUUGCAGAUUGACCUAAACUCAGAGGUAAACCACCAAUGCAAUCAAAAUUCAGGAUUCGCCUUUAUAAUACAAGAGUCUACUAAUUUCAGUGAUAUUAUCAAGCGGAUAUGAAGAAAGGUCGUCAACCUUGUUCCCAGGGGUUAUUCCCUUAAAAAAACCAUGGGAACGAGGUUGUAAGUUCAUUUGGAACAUUUGGCAAUUUUAAGAUUUAGCGUAAGACCGGUUGUAAGACAUAAACACCACACUGAUAGGGCCUCAACAAAGUGGGGCUUUAGCCUUUGAUUAACAGCUGUUUUGUCAUUUUUGUGGCUUGUUAUGAUCAGAACGGCAUAACAACAAGUUCUGCUAAAAAACACAGUCACGGUACAGUAUGUUUAAAGUCCUACCACUGAACGCACACCUUCUGAAUCACGCCGUAUCACGUUCUUCCGAUGAAGUGUGUUUACACCUGCUGUUUCAAUCUGACUCAGGAGCAUCGCCGAACAACUCAAAGUGGGACUUGAAGUGAAGGCAGAACAAUAUGAUAACGUUACAAUAUUUUACAGUGACAUCGACGAAUUCUCCAACAUAACGUCGGCCAGCUCUCCAAUUCAGGUUAGAAAAACUUCCCUUUGAGAUGAGACAAACUUAGCAACUGACGAUGAUUUUCUAAGUGAAUUCAGGUAUGAUAAUCCUCGACCGUCCAUAAUCCAUACAGCUCGGGAACAUCUUUUAUAAUGAUUGACAUACGGUAAGACUGACUGAGUUCUCCACUGAUUCGGCCUGGAUAACUAUCUGACAGACUCAAUACCUAGCUUUAUGACACAUUUAAAAAGACUGACUGACCAGCUGACCGAAUGGCUUGAUGACUGGCUGGCUGACAGGCUGAGAAACUGUCUUACCAACUGCUUGACUGACUUAUUGGCUGACUGAUUGAUGGACGGAAUGACUUGACUGACAGACUAACUGACUGACUUACUGUUUGACUGUUGUUGUGACAUCUACAAAUGGUUAGAUAUUCUAGUCCUCUCGGAUAAGGACGAAAAUCCGUAGGCCCGUCUCACAGCUCCUUUACUGUUCUGAUUCUAGUGGGACGUAAAAGAACUCACACCCGCUGUUCGUAAAUUGUAGGGGGCGUAUACCCCGGUUGUGUGGUACAAUCUUCCAUGGGCUGGGUGGGUAAUGAAGAGAUUGAUAGCGAUUGAGACGUUAGUGCUGUUUCAUCCCAUGUCACCGUGGAGAAUUUAAUAAAGUAACUAUCAGAGUAAAGUUGAUGAGGGUUGAUGAAGGUUGAUAAAGCCGGCACUAUAAAACCUGCGCCUCCAACCCUUAUUAAGGACCAAUUGACUGAUUGACUCGCUGACCUAAAAACUGAUGGACUAGAUGAUUCAAAGAAAAGAGAGAUUUAGAGCCACGUUAACGGCGUGAAAAUACUAAUUUUUUGUACACGUAAUGAACAACAAACAACAAGUAAAGGGAAAACUAGGUCAAGUGGUGUGCAUGUAAACUUGGCUCUAAUUCUCUCUGUAAAUGAUUGUUAUAUUCCGGUAUAAGAGUUUGCUUUUUACCUCUGGUGGUCCCCCAAUUCCCUUUAUUUUGGUUAAUUCUUAUUCGUACAAAUGGUUCACCGGCUCGCUGAUUAGAUAUUUGCUAUGUGUUAACUAAGUGAUUUCAUUGGUUUAUCAAUAGGUUGUAUUGUUUUAAAAAUUUACAGGUUAUAACGCUGCUUAACGAUCUUCACUCAUUAUAUGACACUGUGAUGACGAGAUAUGAUGUUUACAAGGUAAAAUCAACGUCUUGAUUCAUUUUGUUGGAAAAGUUUACAUUUCCUUGUUCAAAACAAAAACAACAUCAUAGCUUAUUUUUAUACGCACGUCUAUUUAGGUGAAAAUCAAAUAAAAAAUAAAUUAGGAAUUGGAACCAGCUCUCAUAUUUGGCCUUUAAUUAGCCUAAAAUGUGCUGCCGAGUAGAUUGUUCCCGGACAGUGGAGCUGCUUAACUUCACUAGUUUAACAUAUACCUUAUGACGUGGUUCCAUUCUGCUUUCAACCUACAUACUGUGCGUAUGUUGUGCGCAACACGGAACCGCCAAAUAGAACCCCGGGAAGGAAUGGAAAUAUGAAGGGGGCUAGGGAGAGUGGGAAGAUCUCUCUUUUCCCUUUCGCGCCCCCCCCCCCCCGACCUCUUUCCCUCCUCUUUUUUUCUCCUGCCACCCGGGCUAGCCCGAGAAAAUCCUUACGCAAAAUUAGUUUCUACGUCUUUUGAAUUUUUUUCCGAGGGAGGAGGCGGUUGUACACAGGCUAGUUUUGACUAUAUUUUAAAAAAUGUGUUGCAAGCAUAAUUACGCUUAAACUUUUCACGCCUUUCAGCGUUGUCUUUUUUCAAGAGAAGCCAAGUAGAAUUAACUUAAGAAAAAGAGGAGGUUUAGUAUUCUAACCACUGACGCAGCCAGAAAAAUCUCUGAGGUUAUCCCCAAUUUUUUCAGUGGCUCUUGCUAUAACUGAGAGAAACUGUAGCAGUCUGAUGCAUAUUCGGCAUAAAUAUCUCAAUAAAGUACUUUUUACAGUAACUUAAUUUUGACCUAAUUUCCAUGCCGUUUCCUGCUGAUUAUCUUUUCCAAUCAUAAUUUCCAGUUUCCUACCUUCGAGAGAGUCAGAGGGAGUUCUUAACCGAAUUUUUUUUUUUUUUGAGUUCUUAACCGUAUUUAUUUUUUUCUGUGAAUUUUAUAGGUUGAAACAAGCAGCGAUUCGUGUUUGGUUGUGUCUGGUCUUCCAGAGAGGAAUGGAAAUAAACACGCUGGACACAUAGCCAGGAUGUCUUUGCGUUUGGUAACAUAUCUUAAGGAAUUUAAAAUUAGCCAUCUACCAGGAAGAACUCUACAGUUUAGAAUUGGUAUCCAUUCAGGUGAGAAUGUAUCAUCAUAUACAAUAGAGCUUGUACCACACUUGUCUCCGAGAUCAAAAGUAGAGACCGAAGUUCUAAGACGAGUACGAGAUAAUAAGGAGCUUAAGCAACAACGACAGCCACGGUUACGAAAACGUCACUUAAAUAGUGAAUUCGCGCUGCCUCAAACAUUAUCGCGCUUAUUUUGGAGUUGAGUUCUGAAGGACUGUCAAGUUGAGGAAAAGAAAAACAAAGCUGUUGUGUUGUGUUCCCGUCCUCGGCAAAACGUGAAAUUAGGCACUUUCACGUCGUAGUCGUGCAUUGCAGUGACGGCAAGGAAAUGUACAAAAAAGCGUGAUGCAGGUGCAAAGUUGUUGUUUUGCUAAUCUAAUCUUUUGCCUUUUUGCCGUUUUCGUUGCCGUCGCCGUCGUUGUUAUGUAGUGCGCGCGCGUGAACCAGCGUCAUUUUGGCGGGAAAAAGUGACAGCCGUUCAGCCUAGUCACUAGGCAUUCUUUCUUGACCCGUUGUCCGCGCGAAGAACGCUUAGGGACUAGGCUGAUAGCCGUUGUCAUUCUACUACGGUUUUCAGAGAGAAUUUAAGUUGUCAAAUAAAUUAUCAAAUGUUAGAAGUUUUAUCAUUUUGCCAUCGGGAGAGGGCUUAGACCUCCUUUAAUAAAGAUAAAUUUUUUGGUGAAAAAAAAAAGUACAAAGAAGAUUUUCGAAAAACUUAAAACAAUGAUCAAAUCUCGUACUUGUAGUCUUUCUCGUCCUCGAAUCUAAAGGUCUCUGCUAAUGUGCAGAGAUCGUGAAAACUAUCGAAAAUCGCACCGGACGGGGACUGGAAACCCACUUUUUACCCCCUUGACCUUCUUUUCGCGACGUUCAUGCUAUAGCCUGGCGAAGGCUAAAUAAGCUAUUUCAUUCUCAUUCAAGGGACAGGCGAUUUCUCACUAAUUCUCGUUGUGUUUUCUUGCUACGGUACCCUGAUGAGCGGUAGCUCCAAAAAAGAGCGAAACAUCGCUGCUUUUAUCUGCUGUCUUGCUUUUAUAUAGCCUAAAUUAUGACUCAGUUUUUACGUAUGAAAAAGACCCUAAUUUAGUGACUAUUGAAUAUGGCCAGGAGCUUAUAUUUCUGAUCGGGCUUAAUUUUAAAAAAAACCCGCUUAACUCUUUUAUAGAACUGAAAAAGUUAUUCAAAACACUUAACGUUAUCAGCUGGAACUAUGGUGAAUUGGAAUAAAAGUUAUUACGGAGCUUAAUGAUGCAAGUCAACCGGAAAUAGAGAGUUCUCCCUUUUAAUAUGCCUUGACGCCACCAAAUUUGUAUUGCUGUCUUCCUUUACUCUUGUAGAGACGAUUUGCUUGAAAAUGUGGGUAAAACCACUGCCAUAGAACGCAAAAGUACACUUCCGUUGUAGUCCCUAUUUAGCAAUCCACGAAGGCGCGGAUGACGAAGCUUAUUUUAUUCCCAGGUCCCUGUGUGGCGGGUGUGGUAGGUUUGAAAAAGCCUCGUUAUGAGAUAUUUGGAGAAAUAGUGAACAUUGCCAAACAGUUNGUAAAACCACUGCCAUAGAACGCAAAAGUACACUUCCGUUGUAGUCCCUAUUUAGCAAUCCACGAAGGCGCGGAUGACGAAGCUUAUUUUAUUCCCAGGUCCCUGUGUGGCGGGUGUGGUAGGUUUGAAAAAGCCUCGUUAUGAGAUAUUUGGAGAAAUAGUGAACAUUGCCAAACAGUUAGAGGAAUCCUGUGCUGGUAGGUUAUAAUCUCAUACCCAAAUCUCGCUCUGUUUCACGGUAAAAAGGAGAACUUAGGCCCGUCCACACGAAUCCGUUUUCAUUUGAAAACGCAACUUUUGCUUUACGGAUGCGGCUUACGUCCACAUGUAUCCGAUGAAAACGAUCAAUUAAAACGGAGCUUUUCGAAAACGCUCUCCAGAGUUGAACUUUUGAGAACGCUUUUUUCGCGUGUACGCGUGGACAGACGAAAACGGAACUUCUCGAAAACGUUGAAGACACACUAUCAGUUCCAAUCCACUCCGUGAAAUAAUAGUAACUUAUUCAAGAUGGCGGACGGGCGCUUCCCUAUCAUGUCUUUUAUGCUUGAGCUUAUUUUUAACCUAGUUGCUGGUUUUCAAGCAAAUUUAGCUUUGUUAAUUCUUCAAGCUGAUUAUUCCAGGAGGCGGCAGAGCACUAUCAGGUUACUUUCGCUACCGGUGGAAGGCGGAAGACGGAAGGCGGAUAGCCUGCGACCCUCGCGGCUUCGCCGCUCGCUCGCGCGUUCUCGCGAGACUCGUUUCACUCGCCCAAACAGGAGAGCAUGUUCGCAGGCUAGAAGGCGGAAGGCGGAAGGUUGGAUUUCCCUUUAGUUUGACAUUUUAAACUGUUUCUGCGACUUUGAACAACGUCACAACAAUAUACACCCACUCCAAAGAAAUUCAAAGGUGGCGCCAAUUUAUUAUUUUGCGGGCUCAUAAUAGCGACGACGUAUGCGUCAAGCAUGCGCAGUUGGGUAAGUUAUCGUUUUCAAAUCGAUUCCUCGUUUAGGUAAGAAUGGGCGAAAACGAUGCGAAAACGCUACGAGUGGACGCGAAUUUUUUGAAAAUAGAGAAAAAAAGUAUACGGAUAUGUGUGGACAGGGCUUUGUGAGAUCUCCUUUUUCCUUUGUCGAAGGAGCUCUAGGAACGAGAUUAGGUAUAUUAACUAUUCUCACUGCAUACACAAUUAGCCCGUGACAAGGGAAAUAAGAAAUUCCUUUAACUUGUCAGCAAAAAUAGUAAGCAGCAUCACUAACAGGUAUAUGAAACUAGAAUGUGGCCUGAACAGAGUUCUAAGUAGAAAUUAUUCGCUAAGUUCCCUUCCUCUUAUCAUGAAAAGAACAAUACCGACUCAGCUAUAUUUCCUAAUUCGUACCACCACAGCUUAUAUUCUAGUGUUUUAAUAGAUGUCUUUAAGAAUUGAGUGAAGGUUGUAUCGUUUCUUUAGCUCAGCGAAUUCAUGUUAGUUCUUCUUGUAAGUUGAUUCUGGAUGACUUGGGCAGCUUUCAUUUGGAGGAGAGAGGCCUGGUAAAGAUUAAGGUGAGACGACAGUUGCCUGUUACAUAUUUUCUUACGUGCCCAGUAUAA
This is a messenger RNA of Porites evermanni, 18554 nucleotides long. The record is from the annotation of a GenBank genome assembly. NCBI's taxonomy places the organism in Eukaryota, Metazoa, Cnidaria, Anthozoa, Scleractinia, Poritidae.